Messenger RNA from Photinus pyralis (common eastern firefly), 855 nucleotides. RefSeq lists its product as uncharacterized. The record is from RefSeq and is a predicted model, not a curated record. Lineage: Eukaryota; Metazoa; Arthropoda; Insecta; Coleoptera; Lampyridae. Bases 1 to 855 code for a protein of 284 amino acids. The transcript is spliced from 6 exons.
AUGGAAGACAAAGAAAAUUCAAGAUUAGGAAACUUUAGCAAUGAAGAGGUAGAUGCUUUAGUAAACUUAGUAAAAAAAUAUAAGCACAUAAUCGAGUUCAAAAAAAGUGAUGCUGUGAUGUGGAAGGACAAGGAAAAGAUUUGGCAACAAAUUGCAAUAGAGUUUAAUGAAUUAUCCAUUAAACCAAUUAAGCAAAAAUGUGAACGCUACAAGACUGGUGGUGGUGUUGCAAGUCCUGUUCCAAUUAGGGAUAUAGAUAAGGAUAUCAAAGAUAUAGUAGGAGUCUCUGUUACUGGGCUCAUCAAUGUAUUCGAUAGUGAUGCAGUUCCGUGUUCACUGUUACAGGAUCAUAAUUACACAGCGAAUGAUACUGCAAUUACUGAAGACACUCCUUUCAUACUUCCAGAGGCACUUAAUUUUGCACCAAAUAAUGUAGUGAUUGAUGAAGUUGUAAUUUCAAAGGACCAAUGUGAAACAGAAGGAAUGGAUUGGAGUUCAUGGAAUCCUACGUUGUUAAGAACACCAAUUACUCGGCAACUACAAGUAACACCAUCGACCUGUACAGGCAAGCUGGAAGAUGUGUCCACAGCUGUAUCUACAGGAGCAGUUGCUACUCCACGGAAAAAGUUAAAGAAAACACAAUUAAAUGAAGAUUGCAGAAUAAAAAUUAACAUGUUAUCAGAAGCUAAAUUACAAUUAGUGGAAAUUCAAAGGGAUGCUGCCAAAAAGGAAAUGGAAAUGAAAUUGGAGGAACACACGAUUAAGAUGGAAAUGUUGCUGCAAGAAAAAGAAUUUCAAAAGAAAAAGCAAGAAUUGAAGCUGAAAAUUUUACAAAAAUCAUUACAAAUAGAUUAA